GUUGCACAGCCUGUGCCAUUCAAAGCGAUCAAUUGCACGCAAGCUGCAGCUCAGACAAUUGGCCGGUCAAUUACUCAUCAAUUUCAAUUUAAUUGCGAUUUCCAGACGUGUACUUCACAACAACAGAAAAUGGCUCCUCCACAGAGAAUGCGCGUCGCCAACGAGAAGGCCAGCAAAUAUGUGACAAUGCGUGGCAAUGUCCCCAAGUCCUCGAAAACGAAAGAGGGCCAAUACCCCGUGGGCCCCUGGCUGCUGGCGCUCUUCAUCUUCGUGGUCUGCGGCUCGGCCAUUUUCCAGAUCAUUCAGUCCAUACGCGCCGCGUAAGGAACCCCUAGUUACACACAUUAAAGCAGCCGCAUCUGGAGGAAGAUAAUAGAGCCUUCCGGAACCUCCACUUGCUACUCCUAGAAAGCCUUUCCAGAACACCCUCCCCAGCUCUAGCUGGCUCCGCCCGCCCGGAAUCAUGUGCAACCAGAGGAUGACCCGAAGUAACCUGGCUGUUCGCAGUUUAUUUUCGUGUCCGCAAUAUCUACCCUUAUAGAACACAUACAAAAUUUCAGUCCACUUAACGCCUUUCGCUAAGCUCUGCAAUGCGCAUUCCUGCAAUUCUCUCCUACACACUCACCACAACACUGAUCGUUUAUAGGCGCCAAAUGCAUUUUUAAGAUGCUUCUCGAUGCAGUUUUGAAUAGUGCAAAGUGUUAAAGCGUUGUUUUCUAAUGCAAAGACGAGUAGAGGAGAACUAUGAGUACAUAACAAUGAUGAAUAUAUGAUAAUUUUUUACCUAAACAA
Messenger RNA from Drosophila biarmipes, 792 nucleotides. Its product is annotated as stress-associated endoplasmic reticulum protein 2. The record is from RefSeq and is a predicted model, not a curated record. Bases 130 to 324 code for a protein of 64 amino acids. Lineage: Eukaryota; Metazoa; Arthropoda; Insecta; Diptera; Drosophilidae. Gene Ontology annotation, biological process: endoplasmic reticulum unfolded protein response. The transcript has 2 exons. Gene Ontology annotation, cellular component: endoplasmic reticulum.